UUCCAGGUGUCCGUCCAAAAGAUCAAACUCGCCAGUCGCCUGUAGAAGAAGGGGUGCAGGGUUGUGUCGGCCAGAAAUCAAAGAUGGAGGCUGCUGCCAAGCAACAGAAGCAUUUUGUUCUAGUUCACGGAGCAUGCCACGGCGCCUGGUGCUGGUACAAGCUCAAACCGCUGCUCGAGUCCGGCGGCCACAGGGUGACGGCGGUGGACCUGUUGGCUUCUGGCGUGAACACCGCCGCGAAGAGCAUACAAGAGGUGAGGUCACUUUACGAGUACAGCCUACCGUUGCUGGAGACCUUGAAGUUGCUCCCCGAAGGCGAGAAGGUGAUACUGGUAGGGCACAGCCUCGGUGGCCUCAGCCUGGCUCUUGCCAUGGACAAGUUCCCCGACAAGAUUGCAGUCGCCGUUUUCCUCACGGCGUUCAUGCCGGAUAGCCUCCACAAGCCCUCCUACGUUCUGGAGCAGUUCUGGAAGAGGACAUCGCCAGAGAUAUGGUUGGACACUAAGUUUGAAAGCUAUGGAACUCCAGAAAAGCCUCUUACAUCAAUGUUCUUUGGUCCCAAGUGCCUGGCUUCUAGCCUGUACCAACUCUGCUCCAUUGAAGAUCUGACGCUAGCGAAGAUGUUGGUAAGGCCAGGAUCUUUGUUUCUGGAGGAUUUGGCAAGUUCUAAUAACUUGUCGACUGAAGGCUUUGGAUCAGUGAGGCGGGUUUUUGUUGUGUGCGACGAGGAUAAAGCUAUAACUCCAGAGUUCCAACUCUGGAUGAUCGAUAACACUGGGUCCUCGGUCGAGGUCAAGGAAAUUAAGGGUGCAGAUCAUAUGCCAAUGCUAUGCAAGCCUCGAGAACUAUGCGAUUGUCUCUUGGAGAUUGCUACUGAGCACAGCUAAGCUGAUUAAGUUUGCUUUUUCUGAACAAGAAAUAAGCUGUAAAAGCAUAGAUAAAUUAUGUUGUGUGUUUAUAUAAGAAUGAAAGCCGGCCGGCCGUCGGUGGGCUUGCAGUAAAAGCGUAAGUUUCAUUUGGAACAAUUUAAAAUGAAAAGCGUCAGUUUCAUUUGGAACAAUUUAAAAUGAAAUGCGUCAGUUUCAUUUGGAACAAUUUAAAAAUGAUUCUUAUUUAGCCUCACCCCAAGAAAUUAAUACAUAUAGAAAAGGGAAAGUUUAGUGAGAUCAAAAGGGUCACACUCGAUGAUUUUAUUUGGAAGUCAGAAAGAUUUGUUUUUUGGCCCACGCGUGGCAAUUUCCUACUGACAAAAUCGGCUCCUGAUAGGACACGUAGGAACCUAGUCUAGCAGUCGCUCUCUACUUGAGACUCAAGCCAUCAACCAGUGGCUCUAACAACUAACAUAGUCCCAAAAGGGCAGAAGAAUCUCCUGCUUUAAAUCCUUGGUCCUGCUCAGGUCCCAGGUUUAUCUCCAAGGACAGCUCCACCUCAAAUUCAAUAACAAGUCCCAAGUAGAGAGCCACUGGAUUGGAACUGAUCAAGACCAAGUAUCCGUCAAGGCACAUCUGCCUCAACUAAUAGAGAUUGGAUGCAUAUGCCCUACCAACACAGUGUCGAAGGUCAUCCAACCAAACUCGUUUCCAGAGUUUGUUCAGACUCAGUCUUGUACAGGCCUAAUAGGCUCCUGCUAGGAGCUCUUGGCCCUUUGCCCUUGUCCUCUUGCUCUCUCUUACUGUCUAGCUGAGACU
Molecule: messenger RNA, 1688 nt
Organism: Diospyros lotus (date-plum)
Lineage: Eukaryota; Viridiplantae; Streptophyta; Magnoliopsida; Ericales; Ebenaceae
Product: salicylic acid-binding protein 2-like
Exons: 3
Coding region: 84-887 (267 amino acids)
Biological process (GO): salicylic acid metabolic process; jasmonic acid metabolic process
Molecular function (GO): methyl salicylate esterase activity; methyl indole-3-acetate esterase activity; methyl jasmonate esterase activity
Source: RefSeq, a predicted model, not a curated record